GACGCUCCGAUCGUGAGAGCUCAGGUAACCCAAGUCAUUGAAUCUGUCAAGCCUCACUCUGUCGAGGUGUGAAGUGAUCCAUCAAGGAUGCGAGGGUGCGGCGGUUGUUCUCCCUUCCACUUCCUGCUGGUGGCGCUGUGCGUGGUGCUGCUGUGCUGUGCCGCGCUGACGGCGCUGAUGUGGACGCACGUGUCACCGCCGGAGGCGGAGGUGCAUCCAGUCACGUGUCCCGCGUACCACACUUCCUGCGAACGCUCGUCCACGUGCGUCCACGUCGACCGGUUGUGCGACGGCAUCGACGACUGCGCCGACGCUUCCGACGAAGACGCCGCUCGUUGCGCAACGACCUGUGACGGACAGUUCGCACUGCACGGCCCAACGGGAUGGUUUGCCUCUUCUGCAAACAGCAGCUUCUGUCGCUGGAUCAUCAGGGUCCAAAGGGGAUUUUCUGUUCAGGUCAACUUCCACAAGUUUGAAAGCCUAGAAAAUGUCCAUAUCGUGAGACUUUACGAAGGGCUUGGUCCCGAGAAGAAGAUGGCAGCCGAGCUCUCGGGGUCCACCCCUCCCGAGACUGUGUGGCUUCUGACGGCCCGAUCCACUAUUGAGUUUUUCUCAGACAAUUUGGAAGAUGGGUCGGGAUUCAACGCCACCUUCCGUGCCAGCGACCUCUCGAAACUGCCAGAUUCGGAGAAGCUUUCCUGCACAUUUGAGCACGGCUUUUGCUUCUGGAGGCAGGAACACGAAGACGACGGUGACUGGCUUCGGAGCAGAGGCGCCACAUUUCCGCCGCUCAGUGGCCCAAGCAUAGAUCACACGCUAGGAAACGGGUCGGGUUUCUACUUGAGCACCCCUCUGAGUCCUGGCCAAUGGCUGAAGACUUUCAGGAUCUACAGCCUACCUCUAACUGGGCCCAAGCAGCCAAUAUGCCUUGGGUUUUGGUAUCACAUGUUUGGGGAAGACGUCCACCGUCUUCAACUGUCGCUACGUGGCGCAUAUCCAGGCGACGUGGACGCUGUGGUGUUCCGCAGGGACGGGAACUAUGGUGACCGCUGGAACUACGGACAAGUGCUCCUCAACUCUACCUCUGACACUCAGAUUGUGUUUGAAGCUCUGAAGAAAGGCGGGAUGAGAAAUGACAUUGCCUUGGAUGACAUCACUUUGAUGCCCCAGCCUUGUGGGCCCGCCCCCCCGGAACCCACCUUAGUGCCCACUCCGACACCUGUCCCCACCGUGUCGGCUGACUGCGGUGGUCCUUUUGACGUGUGGGAGCCAAACUCCACCUUCAGUUCACCAAAUUACCCGCGAGCCUACGGGAACGGAGCUCGCUGCAUGUGGACGCUCCACGCUCUGCCAGGUCGAAACAUCCACGUCCACUUCCUAGACUUUGAUGUCGAAGACAACUACGACGUCGUGGAGCUGCGCGACGGGGUGGGGCCUAGCUCGACCUUACUGGCCAUUCUCACCGGGAGCGGCGGCACCGCCAGAGACUUGUUUUCAACGCGCAAUCGGGUGACCGUCUGGUUCUUCACGGACAGCUCGGGAAACGGACGGGGAUUCAAAGCCAACUUUACCUCCGGGCUUGGCCUGGGGUCUUCAGAACCGUGCCCUGCGGAGCAGUUCCAAUGUGACACGGGCAGCUGUAUCCAUGGAAAGCGUCAGUGCGACGGGAGGGUGGACUGCGCCGACGCUUCCGACGAAGCUAACUGUGUCGUGUUGCAGGAGAACGCCUCCGGUCGUCUCCGCUUUCAGAUGGCCUCCUCUCAGUAUGCGGUGUGCGGAGACACCUGGACCCCGCGCCUGUCUGUCUUCAUCUGUCAGUACUUGGGAUACAGGUCGGGGGUGUCCACGCUGCUGCCCGCCGUGCCGGGAGAUUCACAUUUCGCCAGUGUCGAGGUCACCGCUAACGGAAGUCUGGAAUCCAGCGUGAGCGAGCGUUGCGUGGGCCACCGUGUGGUUUCUCUUCGCUGUGACAAUCAGCCAUGCGGCCUUCGUCUCGUCACCAGCGACACUGUCGACCAAUCGGCAGAUGGGGAGGUCCGAGUGGUGGGUGGGUCGGACGCCGCCAAAGGGGCGUGGCCGUGGAUGGUGUCGCUGCACUGGAACGGUCGCCACGUGUGCGGUGGCGCUUUGCUCGGUCGCCGUUGGCUGCUGACUGCCGCCCACUGCGUGUACGGGAAGGAGCGCCCCCUGGGCCGCUGGUCGGCCAAGUUGGGUCUUCGGGCUCAGAGCCAGGCCGGGGCCGUGCACUCGUUCCAAAUUGAUGCCGUGAUCAUCAACCCGCACUACAACAGACUCAGCAAAGAGGCCGACAUCGCCAUGAUGCGCCUGAGCACGCCCACCAACUUCACUGAUCUGAUCCAGCCAGUGUGUUUGCCUGAAAACGCUCAAGAGUUGACAGCUGGAAAGAAAUGUUGGAUUGCCGGAUGGGGGAGGCAGGCUGAGGAGGGUUCUCUUCCAGACAUUCUGCAGGAGGCCAAGGUUCCCCUGGUGGGCCAGGUCUCGUGCCAGCGCGCCUUGCCCGAGUACACCAUCACGUCCAAAAUGCUGUGCGCGGGCUUCCCAGAGGGCGGAGUGGACUCGUGUCAGGGCGACUCUGGCGGCCCGCUUAUGUGUGAGGAGGAAGGACACUGGACUCUGAUUGGUGUCACGUCCUUUGGGAUGGGUUGCGGUCGGCCCGAGCGACCCGGGGUUUACGCCAGAGUCUCGGCCUUUGUCGCCUGGAUGGCAGAAACGCGACGCUCCUGGUCAUCGUGAUCAUCCACCUCCUCUUCCUACUCUUCUUCCUCUCCUGCCACUCUACUUUCACCUCCCCUUUCUUUUUUUCCUUCUCUUCUUCUACUUUGUCCUCUCCUUCUUUUCCUAUGACUCCUCAACUUCCUCC
Syngnathus typhle (broad-nosed pipefish) is the source of this 2881-nucleotide messenger RNA. RefSeq names its product transmembrane serine protease 15 (gene tmprss15). Lineage: Eukaryota; Metazoa; Chordata; Actinopteri; Syngnathiformes; Syngnathidae. The record is from RefSeq and is a predicted model, not a curated record. Gene Ontology annotation, biological process: proteolysis. Gene Ontology annotation, molecular function: protein binding; serine-type endopeptidase activity. Gene Ontology annotation, cellular component: membrane. The transcript is spliced from 23 exons.